AUGGCGCAGUUUGACACUGAAUACCAGCGCCUAGAGGCCUCCUACAGCGAUUCACCCCCUGGAGAGGAGGACCUGUUGGUGCAUGUCCCUGAGGGGAGCAAGUCACCUUGGCACCACAUCGAAAACCUUGACCUCUUCUUCUCUCGAAUAUCCUUUGUGUCUCUGUGUUGGAGCUCUUGA
This is a messenger RNA of Rangifer tarandus platyrhynchus (Svalbard reindeer), 180 nucleotides long. The record is from the annotation of a GenBank genome assembly. NCBI's taxonomy places the organism in Eukaryota, Metazoa, Chordata, Mammalia, Artiodactyla, Cervidae.